GUGGUGGCGGUAACGCGUCCAGUAGCUGCUUCUCCAACCGCCAGAAAACACUGGAGAAGAAAAAACCGCUGCUCGUCUGAGCCGCUUUAGCCCCUCGAGUUAUAAAAAUAAAAACACGUUAUUGUGUCUGGCUCUGAGGAUUUAAAACCCUUUAGCCCCUCGAGUUAUAAAAAUAAAAGCACGUUAUUGUGUCUGGCUCUGAGGAUUUAAAACCCUGAGCUGUGUGAGGACAUGAAAACAGAGACAUCCAUGGAUGGAGAGACCUCAGAAGCCUGUGUGAAGAAAGAGGAGACGCUGGAGCUGAAUAUCUACAGCUAUGGAGACUAUCUCGACAACCCACCUGAAGGUCUCUCUGUUAAAGUGGAAGAUCCUGACGAUAAAGACUAUCUCUACUGUGAAGUUUGCAAAUCCUUCUUCCUCAACAAAUGCGAGGUUCAUGGACCACCCCUCUUCAUCCCCGAUACUCCUGUUCCCAUGGGAGUCCCUGACCGAGCCAGACAAACACUUCCUCCUGGGCUAGAAAUCCAGAAGUCCAGUAUUCCUGAUGCAGGCCUGGGAGUGUUUAAUAAGGGGGAGACUGUUCCAGUAGGUGCACACUUCGGCCCCUGCCAGGGAGAGCUGGUGAACCGAGAGGAAGCCAAGAACAGUGGAGACUCCUCGGUUGUAUACAGGAGCAUGCAGUGUGAAGAAUACAUCGAUGCCAAAAGAGAGACGCAUGUGAAUUGGAUGAGGUAUGUGAAAUGUGCCCGUAAUGAAGAAGAACAGAAUCUUGUGGCAUUUGAGUAUCAAGGGGGAAUUCUGUAUCGUUGCUGUCGAUCCAUUAACCCAGGACAGGAGCUCUUGGUGUGGUAUGAAGAGGAGUACACCAAAGAACUCAGUCCUGCACCUACAGGAACAACCAGACAGCAAGAACACCAGCGCAUUCACACAGAAGAGAAACCAUAUCACUGCUCACAGUGUGGGAAGAGUUUUACUCAUCAGUAUGAUCUCCAACAACACCAGCGCAUUCACACAGGAGAGAAGCCGUAUCACUGCUCACAGUGUGGGAAGAGUUUUACUCAGCAGAGUAAUCUCCGACUACACCAGCGCAUUCACACAGGAGAGAAGCCGUAUCACUGCUCACAGUGUGGGAAGAGUUUUACUCAUCAGAGUACUCUCCAAAAACACCAGCGCAUUCACACAGGAGAGAAGCCGUAUCACUGCUCACAGUGUGGGAAGAGCUUUACUCAGCAGAGUGCUCUCCAACUACACCUGCGCAUUCACACAGGAGAGAAGCCGUAUCACUGCUCACAGUGUGGGAAGAGUUUUACUCAUCAGAGUAAUCUCCAAAAACACCAGCGCAUUCACACAGGAGAGAAGCCGUUUCACUGCUCACAGUGUGGAAAGAGUUUUACUCAUCAGAGUACUCUCCGACAACACCAGCGCAUUCACACAGGAGAAAAGCCAUAUCACUGCUCACAGUGUGGAAAGAGUUUUAUUCGUCAGAGUACUCUCCAAAAACACCAGCGCAUUCACACAGGAGAGAAGCCGUAUCACUGCUCACAGUGUGGGAAGAGUUUUACUCAGCAGAGUAAUCUCCGACUACACCAGCGCAUUCACACAGGAGAGAAGCCGUAUCACUGCUCACAGUGUGGGAAGAGUUUUACUCAUCAGAGUACUCUCCAAAAACACCAGCGCAUUCACACAGGAGAGAAGCCGUAUCACUGCUCACAGUGUGGGAAGAGUUUUACUCAUCAGAGUGCUCUCCAACUACACCAGCGCAUUCACACAGGAGAGAAGCCGUAUCACUGCUCACAGUGUGGGAAGAGUUUUACUCAUCAGAGUGAUCUCCAACUACACCAGCGCAUUCACACAGGAGAGAAGCCGUAUCACUGCUCACAGUGUGGGAAGAGUUUUACUAGUCAGAGUGAUCUCCAAACACACCAGCGCAUUCACACAGGAGAGAAGCCGUAUCACUGCUCACAGAGUGGGAAGAGUUUUACUCAUCAGAGUGAUCUCCAACUACACCAGCGCAUUCACACAGGAGAGAAGCCGUAUCACUGCUCACAGUGUGGGAAGAGUUUUACUAGUCAGAGUGAUCUCCAAACACACCAGCGCGUUCACACAGGAGAGAAGCCGUAUCACUGCUCACAGUGUGGAAAGAGUUUUACUCAUCAGAGUACUCUCCAGACACACCAGCGCAUUCACACAGGAGAGAAGCCGUAUCACUGCUCACAGUGUGGGAAGAGUUUUACGACGCAGAGUAAUCUCCAUGUCCACCAGCGCAUUCACACAGGAGAGAAGCCGUAUCACUGCUCACAGUGUGGGAAGAGUUUUACUCACCAGAGUGAUCGCCAAACACACCAGCGCAUUCACACAGGAGAGAAGCCGUAUCACUGCUCACAGUGUGGGAAGAGUUUUACGACGCAGAGUAAUCUCCAAGUCCACCAGCGCAUUCACACAGGAGAGAAGCCGUAUCACUGCUCACAGUGUGGAAAGAGUUUUAUUCGUCAGAGUGCGCUCCAAACACACCAGCGCAUUCACACAGGAGAGAAGCCGUAUCACUGCUCACAGUGUGGGAAGAGUUUUACUCAUCAGAGUAAUCUCCAAACACACCAGCGCAUUCACACAGGAGAGAAGCCAUAUCACUGCUCACAGUGUGGGAAGAGUUUUACUCAGCAGAGUGCUCUCCAACGACACCAGCGCAUUCACACAGGAUAGAAGCCGUAUCACUGCUCACAGUGUGGAAAGAUGUUUGCUUGUUUAGUUACAUUUAAGACCUUCAAGUGCACUAACUCAGAGACAUUGCAUGAUUUAAAGUUGUCAAAUUAAAUAUGGUUGUUACAGUUUUGACUGAAAAUGACCUGUACUUUGAACUUUAUUGUUCAUGUUACACUGGUCAACAAUUUUUCAGAAGUUGUCUGCUUCAGAGAUGAAAUUGGCUAUUAUGAAAUUUAGUGUGUUGAAUUAGAAGUGACAGUUAAUCAGCUGAUUGGCUAUGGCUUCCAUGAUAUUUAAGAUUUUAAAUUUUAUACUUAUGUACAUUGUGUAGAUCGUAAUGUUUUAAAUGUAAAUUGUAAAACUAGGUCUCUUCAUGUGUUUAUGGUCGGUUUACAUGAUAUUUCACCUCUUCUCUUUA
This is a messenger RNA of Neoarius graeffei (lesser salmon catfish), 3118 nucleotides long. Its product is annotated as zinc finger protein 271-like. The transcript has 6 exons. Gene Ontology annotation, biological process: cellular developmental process; regulation of DNA-templated transcription. Gene Ontology annotation, molecular function: DNA-binding transcription repressor activity, RNA polymerase II-specific; protein binding; RNA polymerase II cis-regulatory region sequence-specific DNA binding. Bases 232 to 2700 code for a protein of 822 amino acids. Lineage: Eukaryota; Metazoa; Chordata; Actinopteri; Siluriformes; Ariidae. The record is from RefSeq and is a predicted model, not a curated record.